UUGCAAGGCAAGAUGAUGAAGCUCUCGCAGUUCGUGUUGUGCAGGAAUGCUGUGUCUGAGAAACUAUUUUCAGGGAUAGUUUGUAAUGUCAAAGAUUGCACUUGGCUGCAGAAUCUUCCUUUUCGGGCUGGCAUUGUAAAUUCAAGUCAGGAAUUAGGGAAUUACUCGGGCAAGAUCUUUGCAGAUUAUACUGUUUUCAAGGGCAAAGCUGCCUUCUCUAUAAGUCCUGCACUUCCAACAUAUAAGAAAAUGGAUUCGGGAGGUUCCAGAAUUGAUCGGAUGGGUUCAAUGAUGAUGACUUUCUGGCCUGCUAUUGGUCAACGCAAAUAUGAUUGGCAAAAGAAGCAGGUAUUUGCUUUGUCGCCGACUGAGGUUGGAUCUGUGAUAAGCCUGCGCCCUAAUGAUUCCUGUGAAUUUUUCCAUGAUCCUUCCAUUAAAACAAGUCUUGCCGGUCAAGUGAGGAAGAGCUUAUCAGUUACACCAUUAGCAGAUGGUGGUGGCUAUUUCUUUACUUUGACCGUCGUCAAUUCCAACCUGAAAACUACUGACCGUCUUUCUGUUCCUGUUACAAGUGCCGAGUUUGCAGUGAUUCACAAUACUUUCAAUUUCAUCUUGCCUCAUUUAAUGGGCUGGAAUCAGUACUCCAGUGAGCCGACUAGCAGUCAGAAAAUAUCUGGAUACAACAGUCAACCAUCCUCUGGUUACACCAGACAUCUGCCAAGAAGGCCAGAGGAGACUCUUAACCUUGAUUCAGAAUGGGAUAAAUGAACUACAUAGCAAUGCAAGGUUUGUACUGGACUUCUUCCUGGCUGUUACCCUGCAGUGUGUGAACAUUUAUGGCCUCUGUACAGGCUCCAGAAGUUCCUUGUUUUGGACAGUGGUAGUUUUAGAG
Telopea speciosissima is the source of this 892-nucleotide messenger RNA. Its product is annotated as single-stranded DNA-binding protein WHY2, mitochondrial. The record is from RefSeq and is a predicted model, not a curated record. Gene Ontology annotation, biological process: regulation of DNA-templated transcription; defense response. Lineage: Eukaryota; Viridiplantae; Streptophyta; Magnoliopsida; Proteales; Proteaceae. The transcript has 8 exons. Bases 13 to 768 code for a protein of 251 amino acids. Gene Ontology annotation, molecular function: single-stranded DNA binding.